AUGGACCGAAACAUCUUUGGCACUGAUGUCUUUUGGAGCAUUCUGGAGCAUAUGGGACAAGGAGCAUGGAGGGACUUGGCACAUGGAAGCAGCUCAACUGGAUACGCAAAGGAAGAAGGGAGAAGCCAUCUUGAAGACCAGCUCGACCGUCUACUCGACCAACCGGUCGAGUUCCUCAACUCGACCGGCCAAGCUUCAACUCGAUCGAGCUGA
Molecule: messenger RNA, 213 nt
Organism: Microthlaspi erraticum
Lineage: Eukaryota; Viridiplantae; Streptophyta; Magnoliopsida; Brassicales; Brassicaceae
Source: the annotation of a GenBank genome assembly